CAUUCAUCGCUCCGGGGGGAGGGGGGCAGGUAGGCGGCAUGUGGUCAGCUAUCUGCACCACAUAUUCCAGACUCCACGACAGAUGGCGCUCUGGUUCUGGCUCUGUAUCAUGAGUUGUGCGAAGGGGGUGCUGCAUGCAGUUUGUACAUAUUCGUGAUCAGCCAUGAACCAUGCUGACCUUCUACCCCGAGCAGCAGCAACAGCAGCUAACACGAAAACCCGCCUGUAUGUGGUUCUAACAUGCCUGCUCACGCUGAGUGUUCUCAUACAUCUAAACGGUUUCCCGUACGAGACACCAUUCGACGCUGAUCGCUACGUGGCGCCACUAGCACCACCGAUGCGACCAGCAGCGCCUCUCGCGGACACCGUCGACAACACGCUGCUCGCCUACAUCCGAGAGCAGUGCGACGGGUUAGACCGCGUCAUGGCCGAGAUACCGUUGUCAUGGAAACGCAUGUACCUGGCGCCGAAAUACAAUCUCGCCUACUGCACGGUGCCGAAAAUCGCAAGCACCACGUGGAAGCGCGCGCUCGUCGCCCUGGGCAAAGCGCCACCUGACGGCAAAGUCGACAUGAAGCAGUUCGACGUGCUUCCGCGCGGGUUCGUGCAUAUCGAUCGCAAUGUCGGCCCCUACCUCCGCCUAGCGAGUGACGUCAUCGAAGAUAAGAGCAAGAUUGCCACCGUGCUUGACUCGUACACGGCGUUCAUGUUCGCGCGUCAUCCGUUCACUCGUCUGCUGUCGGCUUACCGAGACAAGGUCGCAGACGACGCCGACUCGCCGUCGUACCGCCGCUUGCUUUUCCCACGGCUUUCUGACGUACGUCGCCGACACGCCGACGCGUCGCCUGGACCGCCACUGGGGCGCCAUUCGUCGAUCUAUAUCCACUUCGACUACGUCGGCAAAUACGAAACGCUGAGCGACGACAGCGCCGAACUGCUGCGGCGGACGAAUCUCGAUGACGUCAUCGUUUUUCCCGAGCGCAACGCGUCGUACAAGCGGGCGACGAGUAGCGAUGACGUCACGCUGAUGCGGGAGUUUUACGGACGCGUGCCGCUGGAGUUGGGGAGGAGGUUGUACGAGAAGUACGAGUUGGAUUUUCUCAUCUUCAACUACACGUUUCCGGAAGAUUUGUUCGCGCGCUAG
Priapulus caudatus is the source of this 1144-nucleotide messenger RNA. Its product is annotated as carbohydrate sulfotransferase 11-like. Gene Ontology annotation, molecular function: sulfotransferase activity. Bases 164 to 1144 code for a protein of 326 amino acids. Gene Ontology annotation, cellular component: membrane. Gene Ontology annotation, biological process: carbohydrate biosynthetic process. Lineage: Eukaryota; Metazoa; Priapulida; Priapulimorpha; Priapulimorphida; Priapulidae. The record is from RefSeq and is a predicted model, not a curated record. The transcript is spliced from 3 exons.